Molecule: messenger RNA, 3722 nt
Organism: Larimichthys crocea (large yellow croaker)
Lineage: Eukaryota; Metazoa; Chordata; Actinopteri; Sciaenidae
Gene: atp13a2
Product: ATPase cation transporting 13A2
Exons: 29
Coding region: 135-3596 (1153 amino acids)
Biological process (GO): autophagosome-lysosome fusion; intracellular calcium ion homeostasis; regulation of mitochondrion organization
Cellular component (GO): late endosome membrane
Molecular function (GO): polyamine transmembrane transporter activity; ATP binding; ATPase-coupled monoatomic cation transmembrane transporter activity
Source: RefSeq, a predicted model, not a curated record
CAGGAGCUGUUUUGUAGCUGAGCCAGCUAAGUGUUUUUGAAAGAGGCGCUGCUGUCUGCCUCGGAGACAGUCUGACAUUCAGGAUACGAUGCUGUCAAAGAAGCUAGCGUUGAGUCUGUCGUCGUGACCAGAGCAUGGACAGGCGUGGUAGUGUGGUGGAGCCACAGAGCGGACUCCCCUCACCCAGUCCACGAGACCCCCUGCUCAGUCCUGACUCACACAUGGAUGUUCAGGGGUAUAAGUGGGUGCGUUGGCGGGUGUGGUUGUGUCGUCUGGCUGCCGUGCUGUCCUUGGGUGUCCUCCUGAUUGUGUUUCACUGGCGCCCGCGGCUUGCUGUCCUCGCCCGCUGCUGCUCCUGCCCUCUGGCUUUGGCAGAUAUUCUGCUACUAAGAGACAGUUUUGGCCAACAGCAUGUGGUGGAGGUCCACAAAGUGGAGAUGGAGGAGGGCAGUUUGGAGAGCUUGGGAGAUUUAGAGGACAUGGAAUGGAGAGAUACAGUUCAGCUAUACAAGGAGGAGAAAACAGUGCUGCGCUACUACCUGUAUGAAGGACUGCGCUACAUCUGGCUGGACAGGAAAGGAGCUUUCUGUCGUGUUAGUGUCCUCAAUGAGGACUGGAGCUGCAGGGACCUGUAUGGCUUCCAAAAGGGCCUGAGUCACCUGGAGCAGAGCAUGAGGAGACGCGUGUAUGGGCCCAACCUUAUUGAUGUGCCUGUGAAGCCUUACAUAAAACUGCUGUUUGAGGAGGUCCUCAACCCAUUCUAUGUGUUCCAGUUGUUCAGCAUCACCCUGUGGAUGAUUGAUAAUUAUUUUAUUUAUGCCAUAAGUAUAUUAAUAGUCUCCAUUUUGUCCAUCUGCAUCUCACUCUAUGAUAUCCGCAAGCAAAGCGUCACUCUACGAAACAUGGCCCGGCUUGUCACAAAUGUCACAGUACGGAGAAAUUCAGGUGUGGAGGAGUGUGUGAGUUCGGAGGACCUGGUGCCUGGCGACUGUAUAAUCAUCCCCCAGGAAGGUCUGCUGGUUCCCUGUGAUGCGGCCCUGCUGGCAGGGGAGUGUCUUGUCAACGAGGGCAUGCUCACAGGUGAAAGUGUCCCAGUGCUGAAAACCCAACUGCCGGCUGGUGAGGGGACGUACAGCUCAGAGACUGAGCGCAGACACACCCUCUUCUGUGGUACUCAGCUCAUUCAGGCGAAAGGUGGAGGGCCCGGUGGCAAUGGUGCUAUUGCUGUGGUCACAAGCACUGGGUUUUUCACAGCCAAAGGUAACCUGGUCAGCUCCAUUUUGUAUCCUCAGCCGACCAACUUCCGCUUUUACCAAGAUUCUGCAAAGUUCCUGCUCGUCCUGGGUUUCAUUGCUUUUUUAGGUACCAUUUACAGUUUUGUGGUCCUUCUCAGAACCAAGGCAACCUGGUUCGAGAUGGUGAUUAGGAGCUUGGAUAUUGUGACCAUCGCAGUGCCUCCUGCCUUACCUGCUGCCAUCACCACUGGAACUAUCUACGCCCAGCGUAGGCUCAAGAGCCAGGGCAUCUUCUGCAUCAGUCCACCACGCAUCAACAUCUGUGGCAAGGUCUCAGUAUUCUGCUUUGACAAGACAGGAACUCUUACCGAAGAUGGUCUGGAUGUGUCUGGAGUGAUGGAGGGAGGCCCUUCAGGUUUCUCUGAGCUGGUCUCAGAACCCAGAUUCCUUCCCCCUGGGCACAUGCUCUCAGGCCUGGCCUGCUGUCACACUGUGACACUGUUAAGAGGUGUGCCUCUCGGAGACCCUCUGGAGCUCAAGAUGGUCGAGUCCACUGGUUGGACACUCGAGGAGCCAGUGGGAGAUGGAAAGGUGCUGGAUGCAGAGUUUGGGGGCCACAAAGUUUUGGCUGUUAUGAGACCUCCGACUUCCACCAGCGAGGCGGUGGCCAUUCUCAAGAGGUUUCCCUUCUCCUCGGCUCUGCAGAGGAUGAGUGUGGUGACGGUGGCACACGGAGGUCGCUCAGCUCUCGCCUUCAUGAAGGGAUCCCCAGAGAUGGUGGCCAGCCUCUGCCAAGCAGAAAGUGUGCCUGCGCAAUUCUCCAGCAAACUGCGCAACUUCUCCAGUGAAGGCCUCAGGGUUCUUGCACUCGCCUACAAACCAUUAGACAGGAACACAGAUUUUAAGACCAUUGAACGAGGGGAGGUGGAGAAAGACAUGAAGUUCCUGGGUUUAAUGAUGAUGAAGAACCUGGUGAAGCCAGAGAGCCCCAAAGUUAUUAACAUCCUGAGACAGGCACAUCUUCGCAACAUCAUGGUCACUGGCGACAACAUUCUAACAGCAGUCAAUGUAGCAAAGAGCUGUGGGAUGGUGGGGUCUGAUGAGAAGGUGAUAUUCGUCAAUGCAACCCCGCACACUGCCCAGUCCACGCCCACGCUGACUUUCAACCUGGAAGAAGGAGGGAACAUUGACACCCAUAGUUCUGUAGAAGUCAUCACGCAGGGCCUGUACCAGGGUGGUUUUAGCUAUCAUUUGGCUAUUAGUGGCAAGUCCUUUGCUGCCCUUUGUGACCACUUCCCAGAGUAUCUCCCAAAGGUUUUGUUGCGAAGCACGGUUUUUGCACGCAUGACUCCUGACCAGAAAACCCAGCUGGUGAAGGAACUGCAGAAACUGAACUACCGAGUGGGUAUGUGUGGGGACGGAGCCAAUGACUGUGGGGCCUUGAGAGCUGCUGACGUCGGGGUUUCCCUGUCUGAAGCAGAGGCUUCGGUCGCUUCACCUUUCACCUCCAAGACUGAAAACAUCAGCUGCGUGCCGCUACUCAUAAGAGAGGGACGAUGUUCCCUGGUCACCUCCUUCAGCCUCUUUAGAUACAUGGCACUGUACAGCCUCAUUCAGCUGUGUGCCGUCCUCAUCCUCUACACGGUGAAGACGAGCAUGGCUGACCUGCAGUUCCUGUUCUGUGACUUUUUUCUGGUGACUCUGCUGGCCAUUGUGAUGGGGAGAGGAGGUCCCAGUAAGGAGCUGCAUUCCCGCAGACCUCCAGCUACUCUGCUGGCUCUCCCUGUCCUGGGCAGCAUGUUCAUCCACAUUUGUACGAUCAUCCUGGGCCAGCUGGGUGCUCUCUUCAUCACCACCUCACAGGACUGGUAUAUUCCACUCAAUUCGACAGUGUAUGGAACAGAGAAUCUCCCCAACAUGGAGGACACCAGUGUGUUUUCCUUGUCAGGUUUCCAGUACAUCAUCAUGGCUGCAGUGGUUACUAAGGGCUACCCUCAUAAGAAACCUUUCUACCACAAUGUGAUUUUCCUCUGCCUGCUGCUUGUCCUUUUUGCCGUAAUGACUUGGCUAGUGGUGUAUCCUGGACCUUUCAUUUGCAAACUAUUUAAACUGUACAACUUCACUGAUAUGGAUUUCAAAGUGCUGCUCGUCGCCGUGGCUGCUCUCAACCUGCUCAUUUGUUUUGUUACAGAGCUUCUGAUAGACAUGGGCCUUCUGAACUGUCUUCGAUUGCUGCAUGGGAGUCGCGAGUCAAAGAAACAAUACAAACGUCUGGACGUCCUUCUGUCCAACACCCCAUCGUGGCCGCCUCUCAAUCAACCGCUGCCCCCCACAAAUCAAACAGUCAUCUUCCUUAGCUAGCAUCUGCUUGCCCCUAUGUUGGACACUGUCAGUCAGACGAGCCAAACAAUGCUGUGGAACAAUUUCCCAACUUGAACAAUGCAAAGUUAUGUUUACCUCAUUAAUAAAAACAUUUUUUUAUGUAAA